Sinocyclocheilus anshuiensis is the source of this 1327-nucleotide messenger RNA. RefSeq names its product yippee-like 5 (gene ypel5). NCBI's taxonomy places the organism in Eukaryota, Metazoa, Chordata, Actinopteri, Cypriniformes, Cyprinidae. The record is from RefSeq and is a predicted model, not a curated record. The transcript is spliced from 3 exons. Bases 136 to 501 code for a protein of 121 amino acids.
UACAGCGUCGUCGCACACGUCACCGCACCGGAUGUUGAUAUAAAGUCUGGAGGAAGAGCUGAAAGAAAACAGCAGCGCGAGCUGAACGCGGAUAAACAAACGCUCGAUCUGAAGCGGCUGGUGUGUCUGUGGAUCAUGGGCCGUAUCUUCUUGGAUCACAUCGGCGGCACGCGCCUGUUCUCCUGCGCUAACUGCGACACCAUCCUGACCAACCGCUCCGAGCUGAUCUCCACGCGCUUCACCGGCGCCACCGGACGAGCCUUCCUCUUCAACAAGGUGGUGAACCUGCAGUACAGCGAGGUGCAGGACCGCGUGAUGCUGACCGGCAGACACAUGGUGCGAGACGUCAGCUGCAAGAACUGCAACAGCAAGCUGGGCUGGAUCUACGAGUUCGCCACCGAGGACAGCCAGCGCUACAAGGAGGGCCGCGUGAUCCUGGAGAGAGCGCUGGUGCGCGAGAGCGAGGGCUUCGAGGAGCACGUCCCGUCAGACGCGUCCUGAGAACCAGCGCUCGCCGUGACUCUCAGGUGUUUGUUAGGCCAAACCCUGGUUUCAACUCUCUAGAUUUACCAAUAAACACACAGGUCAAGAGCUUCAGAUGCACAAUCUCUUCUGUAAUUGGCUAAAACAACUGACCAUACCAUCUGCUCUGCGCAUGCAGGGAUGUCCGUUCAGAUAAUAUAACAGAAGUGCAUAUGUUCAUGGUUUCUUUUCCCAUGUUUCACACAUUUUUCCAAUGUGAGUAUGGAGUUCAGUUUGUGCCAAAAUCUGUCUGUCUGCUGUUGUUUUGUCAUUCAUUUGUGUUUUAAUUUCUGCUAUUGGAUAUCCAGAUAAACUAGCAGAUUUGUUCAGUAGUGAGUUUCUCACCAUCUUUCUAAAUCGCUGAAUAUUAUGACAAAAGAUCACUGUAGACUAAAGAUUCAUUCACAUUUAUAGAACAGAAAAAUUAAUGCAACUGAAAGUUUUAGAAACUCUUAUUUAAAAAAUUAUUGUUCUGUUUGUUUAGCUGGAUGUUUGUAGAAUAUUACAGAAUGUAAAGCAUAAAACUGAGCUGAAGAAAUGACACCCAUAAUAUAACCGCUGACCUGGACAAAUGCACUGAACAAUCCAGUCAACACUUUUGGCACAAAUGUAACUCCAUAUGAAGACUUCACAUGCAAAAACUUCCGUCAGAUAGUUUUCUUUUAAAUUAGCGUUUUUAUCAGGCUCCUAUGAAAAUAACAUUGGACAUUUUUGAAAACAAGGCAUUCAAUAACUGACUAAUAACCUUUUCGUGACCAUUAAAGUGAAAUGACUGAACCUAAACAUAGGAGCCUGAUAAAAAAAA